CUGUCUCUGCUUCCCCAGCUGUAUCCAGGGCAACCGCCUGUAAACAAGUGAACUUGCCAGCAAUGGAGGAUGUUUGGGAAGAUGAUUCUAGUUAUACAGUGUUCUCAGGCUCCUGUGAGCGGGACGUGAGCCUCUGUAAGAUAUUCUGGAACUCGGUCACUCUGCAGCCGCCGCUGGAGUCCCGUCUUGUGUCUGGGGACAUAGAGCAGCGACUGAGAGCGGCAGGAAGCACAAAGCAGAAUAAGAAUAUUGCACACCAGCAACCUGUGGAUAAUAUAAAAAUGGAAUCAUUAUUAUUUGAAGCUCAGCAGAGACAAUAUCUAAAGGAGAAGGCGAUUUACUUAAGCAAGGCUAAAAAGAGAGAGGAAAUUAUAGCACUUUUGAAAAAACAAAGAGAAGAGCGAAUUAAGAAGGAAGACAUUUCACGACCAAAUAAACCACAAAUUACUAAAAAUAGGUCAAGGUCAGAUUCUUCGGGGUAUAAUGACGUACAGGAAGAAAUACAGGCUGUUCAGCGACUGCAGUGAUUUAAUGUGAUUAAAUUUGUUAGAAAAGCUUUUAUAUUUUCUCCAAACAUUACUUUGUUUUAAAUAAAUAUUAUUGUUGUUUUAUAAACAAAAAGGGAUG
Xenopus tropicalis (tropical clawed frog) is the source of this 627-nucleotide messenger RNA. RefSeq names its product HOATZ cilia and flagella associated protein (gene hoatz). Bases 63 to 527 code for a protein of 154 amino acids. The record is from RefSeq and is a predicted model, not a curated record. The transcript is spliced from 6 exons. Lineage: Eukaryota; Metazoa; Chordata; Amphibia; Anura; Pipidae. Gene Ontology annotation, biological process: cilium assembly.